AUGGGAGUGAGUGACUUUCUCCCAGUCAGAACCAAUUCAGCACGCGUGGAUCAGGAGGAGAGGUACACUGACAUAACUGACGACCUCGAAGAGCCUUACAAGAAGCAAUACAUGGCGGACGCAGAUGGCUUUGACGCUUACGAAAUGGAGCAUGCAAAGCUGCAGCACCAGAAGCAGCAGAAGCGCAGUUGUUGCACGUGGCAAAACAUCGCCAUAACGUGCGGACUCCUCCUCUCCCUGCUUAUGACCGGCGUGGGAAUCGCCAUACUCGUUGUUGCGUGCACUUAUAAGCCCGCGCCUCCCGUGAUCAAUAUUGAGAAGGUUGACAUUGUACGGUUAAAUUUCAACGGCACAGGCACCAACAGUGACCUGACCACUAGUCUUGGCGGGCUGGGAGCUACUAUCGGGGAUGCCCUCGGGAGUCCGUUGGCGGGAGCUCUGGGAAAUCUCGGGAGCGAUCUCGGAAGCCUGCUGGCGGACCCGACCAAUUUCACCCUCAAUAUGAACGCACUCAUUAAUGUUACAGCGAAUGUGUUGAAUCCCAACAAGUACGAUAUUCAAGUGAAGUACCUGGACCUGUUCAUCUCACUCUUCAACAUAAGCGUCUCCAAUGUCUCGUUGGGCGAGUUCAGGUCUCCCAGCAACCAAAACAUCAGCCUCACAAUCCCCUUGAAAGUGGUCAACGUGCCGUUGGUGUCUCUUGGGAAGGAUAGCGUCAUUGGUAACUCCCUCCUGGCUCAGAAGCUCAAGAUGAAGGAGUUGCAGAAGGCAAAGCCCAGUGGUGGGCCAUCUCCUCACCAUCCUACAAGGUUGGAGUAG
Molecule: messenger RNA, 819 nt
Organism: Closterium sp. Naga37s-1
Lineage: Eukaryota; Viridiplantae; Streptophyta; Zygnematophyceae; Desmidiales; Closteriaceae
Source: the annotation of a GenBank genome assembly